UUUUGACAGAAAAAUGGAAAUUACCACCGUCGUUCCACACAUGUAACGAAACGAGCGUAUAUAUUUAACUAUAUAUUAAAAUUACUGUAUUUUAUGGAAGUCUUUUCCAAAGCAUUGUGCUAGCAGCAUUGUGCUUUUCCAAUCCAUUGGACCAGCGGAUGUCGGCAAGCAGUGUUGCAAACGCUUGAAAACAGUGAACCAUUUUGGUUCGGUGUCGAUAAACAUCGUUUCUCUCAUCCCUAUAUCGGGCAUGUUUGAGAAACGAUGUGCAGAGUGACUCAAGGGGCGAUGUGAUUUGGGGAACUGGUUCAACCGGUUCACAGAGAAGCACCGGUGCUACUCGCAAGGAACUAUUCGUUUACUAAGCCGAUAGCGUUUGUCUAAGAAACUAGAAACUACACAGUCCAUAAGGCUUUGCAGGGGGCGCUCUGAGUCCUAAAGAAACAUGAACUAUGCUAGAUUUUUGACGGCUGUAAGCGCAGCACGGAAACCUUCACCUAUUCGCCUGUUGACUGAGCUUCAGCAAAGAUCUCCUCCAUCUCUGAUCUCCCUGGCUGGAGGUGCCCCAAACCCCAACACCUUCCCUUUCCAGUCUGCCACGAUUAAAGUGAAGGGUGGAGAUGAUGUGGUGUUUGAUGAGACUGUGAUGAAGAGAGCGCUUCAAUACUCUGGCUCAUAUGGUAUUCCAGAGCUGGUGUCAUGGAUGAAGAACCUCCAGGAGAGUCUCCACAACCCUCCUACUGCCAGCUACAGCCCAGAGAAAGGACAAAUGGAAUUGUGUGUCACUACAGGCAGCCAGGAGGGCCUCUGCAAAAUAUUUGAGAUGCUUGUCAAUCGUGGUGACAAUGUCCUCCUUGAUGCACCUACAUACUCAGGAACUUUGGCAGCGCUUCAGCCGCUGGGCUGCAACAUCAUUAAUGUGCCGAGUGAUCAGUAUGGAAUAAUCCCGAAAAGCUUAAAGGGCGUUCUGGCACAGUGGGAUCCAGCAGAUGUGCAAAACACGGGUAGUACUGUACCAAGACUUCUGUACACCAUCCCCAAUGGAGGAAAUCCAACUGGAGCAUCAAUGACUUUGGAGAGGAAACAGGAAGUCUACGAACUUGCAAGGAAAUAUGACUUGCUUAUCAUUGAGGAUGACCCAUAUUAUUUCCUUCAGUUCCAAAAACCUUGGGCACCGACGUUUCUUUCCAUGGAUGUUGAUGGACGAGUCCUUCGAACGGACUCUUUCUCUAAAAUUCUGUCAUCAGGGUUAAGGGUUGGAUUUAUCACAGGGCCGAAACCAUUAGUGGACAGAGUGGUACUGCAUAUACAGGCCUCUACGAUGCACACCAGCACCUUCACACAGCUGAUGAUUUCUCAGCUGUUGCAUAGUUGGGGUCAAGAUGGCUUUCUUAAGCACAUUGAUGGGGUCAUUGAGUUUUACAGAUGUCAGAGGAAUGCCAUGCUCUCCUCAGCAGACAAAUGGCUUAAAGAUGUUGCUGAGUGGCAUCCUCCCAUGGCUGGCAUGUUCCUGUGGAUUAAACUCAAGGACAUUAAAGACACACAACAGCUUAUAAUGGAAAGAGCUUUAGAGAAAGAGGUUCUUCUGGUGCCUGGAGGAGCAUUUAACAUCAACAGCUCAGACCCAUCUCCAUAUGUUAGAGCCGCCUUUUCUCUCUCCACACCUCAACAGAUCGAUGAGGCUUUUAGGAGACUCGCUGAUCUUAUUAAGGAUGCCAUGUGCUUGACUGAUUCCCAGAAAGGACGAGUUAAGGGUCUGAUACAUACAGUCUAAAUCACAAAUAAAAUCCUGCGGUCACAUGCCACAACUGAAAAUCUGAAAUUCUAUAAACCUCAGUAACGUCAUCAUUACAGUAAUCCUUUAUUCCCCUUUUAAACCAAAUUUUCACACUCCAGUCAAUAUCAGAUAACAACACUUUAAUUAAAAUAUCACUAUGAUAAUGAAUAUCAUUUGAGUAUUAAGUGUGGAUUACAACACAUCACGAUAAAACUUCUUUUUAUAAGGAGAUUCAUUUGAUUUCAAAACUUUAAUGUAGUUUAAAGAGUAACGUUUGACAGUGAUAUGGAUGUAUUUACUUGUUUUAAACCAUGCAAGUAAGUACUUAACCUCAACGCAAGUUCACCAGCUUAAUGAGUGUGUGUCUUGUUUCUUUCACACAACAGAGCUUUGUAUACAGUACUCAGGGAAAGGGCUUCUUAAGAACUUGGACGCUCUUUUUUGCAUGAACUUGGGAGUGUGUGUAUUUUGCUUAGAUGGCUUAUUCACCAGUUUCUUUUAAGUUUUAUCAGUUACGCAAACCGGUAAUAAAGAUACUUCUCAUCAAAAGUGGUCAAAGUGCUGCAAAAGUGAAUUGACAUUGACCAACAAGAGCGGUUUUCUUGAAUCAAAUGCGCAAGCGAGUAGACAGUUUACUGAAUGCAUUACCAGACAAUUUUGGUCUCAGACAAUUCAAACAGGAUUUAUGCAAGUUGCCAUGUAUACAAAAUAGAACUGGGACUACCAUGACGUUGAUGUUAAAUGGUAAAAUCAUGGUACUUUGAUUGAUGUAAUGGUGCUAAAUGUAUAAUAUAUUCAUAUAUAGGCUACCAUCUGAUACCAUCUGACGCUGCUUGAUACCACCAUGGCAUUACCACUGUACAUGUAUGCAAAACUGUGAUAUUUACCUGUGAUUUUAAGUUUAGAUUCAAAAAUAAAAAAGCAAAUAUGUUUGCCGUUAUGUGUGUCAACAGGGUGAGCUUUUCAGGGUUAUGCCACUUUAUUUAUAUAAAACUAGAUCACCAUAAUGUUUUGGACAUGGCACCAGGGCAAUGUAAUUUUAGUGCUACUAUAGUAUUCUUUCACAUUUACAUUGUCAUUUAGCAGACGCUUUUAUCCAAAGCGACUUACAAAUGAGGUAAACAAUAGAAGCAAUUGCAUAAGGACAACAAAAAGCACAAGUGCAGUAAAACUGGUCUCAUAUAGCCUACCACAGUAUACAAAGCAAAGUAGAAAGAGUAGAGAAGAAAUAUACGUCAGAACUGGUCGGUCAGGUGCUGACGGAAGAAAUGUGUUUUCAGCCGAUUCUUAAAGAUGGCUACAGAAUCUGCUGAUCUUGUGGCAGCGGGCAGAUCAUUCACAAAUGUGGAACAGAUCCAGAGAAGGUACGUGAGAGUGAUUUUUUUCCCUUUUUGGGAUGGCACAAGACGUCGUUGGUUUGCAGAGCGUAGGGAUCUGGCUGGUACAUAAGUCUGCGAGUGAAGAUAAGGGGGUGCCGAACCAGUGGUGGUCUUGUAGGCCAAGAGCAGAGCUUUGAAUUUGAUGUGAGCGACUGUAGGGAGCCAAUGUAACCUAAUGAAGAGAGGAGUGACGUGUGCUCUCUUCGGUUCAUUGAAGACCACUCUUGCAGGUGCAUUCUGGAUCAUCUGUAGCGGUUUGGUUGUGCAAGCUGGGAGUCCAGCCAGUAGUGCAUUAGAACAGUACAGUCUCGACUAGGACUUGCGUAGCGUGCUCGGACAGGAAAGGUCUAAUUUUCCUAAUGUUGUAAGGAUGA
Triplophysa rosa is the source of this 3530-nucleotide messenger RNA. It is a transcript of the gene aadat, whose product is annotated as aminoadipate aminotransferase. The transcript has 14 exons. NCBI's taxonomy places the organism in Eukaryota, Metazoa, Chordata, Actinopteri, Cypriniformes, Nemacheilidae. Gene Ontology annotation, biological process: biosynthetic process. The coding region runs from base 446 to 1774 and encodes 442 amino acids. The record is from RefSeq and is a predicted model, not a curated record. Gene Ontology annotation, molecular function: pyridoxal phosphate binding; L-kynurenine:2-oxoglutarate transaminase activity.